AUGGUCUCCUUCCUCGUAGUCGCGGCGCCACAUCUCAUACCAUGUCCCGUCGACCCGCGGACGCUCUCCGCAGACUCCGCAGAUCCCACCAACCCAAAUAGGAGGCGGCGGAGACGGAAGGUGCCAGAAGAGGAGACGUGCAAUGAAGCCAUGGGCCAGGAUCUUAGGAAUAAGAUGCUGUUGGACGAGAAGCUAGCACCAAAGCGCGAAUGUCCUUUGCCGAAGCCAGGCGGGCUGAUUGGCCAGGUGCUCGGCUUGAAGGAGGAGGGCGGCGACGUUGAGAGGAUCUCGAUCAAGACUCGGGUCGAGCAGGCGAGGAUAGAGGCACAGUCGAAAGACGAGGACCAAUAA
Molecule: messenger RNA, 351 nt
Organism: Parastagonospora nodorum SN15
Lineage: Eukaryota; Fungi; Ascomycota; Dothideomycetes; Pleosporales; Phaeosphaeriaceae
Exons: 1
Coding region: 1-351 (116 amino acids)
Biological process (GO): mitochondrial respiratory chain complex IV assembly
Cellular component (GO): mitochondrial matrix
Source: RefSeq, a predicted model, not a curated record